AAUGGACGUCCAACAACAAGUUGAGCGUUAUCAAAGAAAUGAUCGUUUGGUGGUUGAUUUAUAUCACAAACUUAAAGUUGAUGAUCCCUAUAGAACUAAAGGCUCUACAGCAUUUUCUGGCCUAGCAGAAAGAGAUUAUUCUCAACACGAGCAUUUAGGUGUACCUUUCUUCUACCAAAGUUGGCAUCAUUCUUUCCCUCAGGAAUUACUUGAUCAAUUUAAACAUAUGCGUAGCAAUUUUUCAACGGGAUUAUUGCCUUCAAUUAUGCGGGCGUGGAUGUCUAUCGACUCUGAUUUAUAUUUAUGGAAUUUUGACAAUAAUCGAGAUCUUACAUAUUACGAUUUGAUAAACAACACAAUUCUACGUGUUGAUAUAGCUCCUCCAAGGCCUGGAUUUUCUGUACCUUCUCUUCAUUCAAUCCUUAUUGUUGCCACAACCGUCGAUAUUGUAUUGCUAGCAAUUAGAUUUGAGGACAAUUCCGGCAAUGUUUUACCUCCAAAUACUGAUGACUUGAGAAAUGCCUUAAUUUCGAUGGUUGGAAAUUCUCCUCUCUACAGGCUGCCACUUGAUGGACUUAUAGUUACCGAUAUUUGCCCUACUUCUGAUGGACGAAUUUUCUUUUCUGCGGAUGACUCUCUUUAUGAAUUGGAAUAUUUUGAAAAAGGCUGGUUUGGCAUCGGAGGGACUUGUAAGAAGACAAAUCAUUCAAAAAGGCUUAUAAACUAUUUGGUACCUGUGUUACAAAUUUUUUAUUCAAAAGAAUCAGUUUUUCAACUUGUUGUUGAUGACAGCAGACAUUUGCUUUAUUUACUCAUGAAAAGUGGUUGUAUUCAGGUUGGGGGUUUCUUUGGAAAAAUAUUUUUUCGAAUGUUUAUUACUUGGUAUUUUGUUCAUAUCCUGCCUUCCUUCCUAUUUGAGUUUCGGAUUAAUUUACCUUUCAAACUUUUCGGCCUCGGAAGGGUCAUUUUUUAA
Messenger RNA from Meloidogyne enterolobii, 973 nucleotides. The record is from the annotation of a GenBank genome assembly. NCBI's taxonomy places the organism in Eukaryota, Metazoa, Nematoda, Chromadorea, Rhabditida, Meloidogynidae.